GGGUCUGCGGAAGACGGGCAGGCGUGCGUCCCUCCCCCGCUUCUGCUAGAUCUUCGCGCCCCUCCUGGCUGAGUAGCCGCAAGGUCCCCUGGGAGUCGAAGCUUUCCGCGUUGCUAUGGCGCCGGGGGCGGGGCGGACGCCUGGGCCCACUCGGCCGUUUGGCGGGAGGGAGGGGCUUUGCGCAGGCCCCGCUCCCGCCCCGCCUCCAUGCGGCCCGCCCCGAUUGCGCUGUGGCUGCGCCUGGUCUUGGCCCUGGCCCUCGUCCGCCCCCGGGCUGUGGGGUGGGCCCCUGUCCGAGCCCCCAUCUAUGUCAGCAGCUGGGCCGUCCGGGUGUCCCAGGGUAACCGGGAGGUCGAGCACCUGGCACGCAAAUUCGGCUUCGUCAACCUGGGGCCGAUCUUCCCUGACGGGCAGUACUUUCACCUGCGGCACCGGGGCGUGGUCCAGCAGUCCCUGACCCCGCACUGGGGCCACCGCCUGCACCUGAAGAAAAACCCCAAGGUGCAGUGGUUCCAGCAGCAGACGCUGCAGCGGCGGGUGAAGCGCUCUGUGGUGGUGCCCACAGACCCCUGGUUCUCCAAGCAGUGGUACAUGAACAGCGAGGCCCAACCAGACCUGAGUGUCCUGCAGGCCUGGAGUCACGGGCUGUCAGGCCAGGGCAUCGUGGUCUCUGUGCUGGAUGACGGCAUCGAGAAGGACCACCCGGACCUCUGGGCCAACUACGUGAGACCGCGGGUGACUGGGGGCGAGGGCUGCCCCAGGUGCCGAGGCUGGCUCCAUGGCUCCACCCUAGGGAUGCCUCCCAGCCCCCUCAUAUCCCCACCUGCCCCCAGGACCCCCUGGCCAGCUACGACUUUAAUGACUACGACCCGGACCCCCAGCCCCGCUACACCCCCAGCAAAGAGAACCGGUGUGCGGAUGCUGGACGGUACCAUCACCGAUGUCAUCGAGGCCCAGUCGCUGAGUCUGCAGCCGCAGCACAUCCACAUUUACAGCGCCAGCUGGGGUCCCGAGGACGACGGCCGCACGGUGGACGGCCCCGGCAUCCUCACCCGUGAGGCCUUCCGGCGUGGCGUGACCAAGGGCCGCGGCGGGCUGGGCACGCUCUUCAUCUGGGCCUCGGGCAACGGCGGCCUGCACUACGACAACUGCAACUGCGACGGCUACACCAACAGCAUCCAUACGCUCUCCGUGGGCAGCACCACCCAGCAGGGCCGCGUGCCCUGGUACAGCGAAGCCUGUGCCUCCACCCUCACCACCACCUACAGCAGCGGCGUGGCCACCGACCCCCAGAUCGUCACCACGGACCUGCAUCACCGGUGCACGGACCAGCACACGGGCACCUCGGCCUCAGCCCCACUGGCAGCCGGCAUGAUCGCCCUAGCGCUGGAGGCCAACCCGUUCCUGUCGUGGAGAGACAUGCAGCACCUGGUGGUCCGCGCGUCCAAGCCGGCGCACCUGCAGGCAGAAGACUGGAGGACCAACGGCGUGGGGCGCCAAGUGAGCCAUCACUACGGCUACGGGCUGCUGGACGCCGGGCUGCUGGUGGACACCGCCCGCACCUGGCUGCCCACCCAACCGCAGAGGAAGUGUGCCGUCCGGGUCCAGAACCGCCCCACCCCCAUCCUGCCGCUGAUCUACAUCAGGAAAAAUGUAUCGGCCUGCGCCGGCCUCCACAACUCCAUCCGCUCGCUGGAGCACGUGCAGGCGCAGCUGACGCUGUCCUACAGCCGGCGCGGAGACCUGGAGAUCUCGCUCACCAGCCCCAUGGGCACGCGCUCCACACUAGUGGCCAUACGACCCUUGGACGUCAGCACUGAAGGCUACAACAACUGGGUGUUCAUGUCCACCCACUUCUGGGAUGAGAACCCACAGGGCGUGUGGACGCUGGGCCUGGAGAACAAGGGCUACUAUUUCAACACGGGGACGUUGUACCGCUACACGCUGCUGCUCUAUGGGACGGCCGAGGACAUGACAGCACGGCCUACAGGCCCCCAGGUGACCAGCAGCGCGUGUGUGCAGCGGGACACAGAGGGGCUGUGCCAGGCGUGUGAUGGCCCCGCCUACAUCCUGGGACAGUUCUGCCUGGCCUACUGCCCGCCGCGGUUCUUCAACCACACAAGGCUUGUGACCGCCAGGCCUGGGCACAUGGCGGCGCCCGCGCUGAGGGUCUGCUCCAGCUGCCACGCCUCCUGCUACACCUGCCGCGGCGGCUCCCCGAGGGACUGCACCUCCUGUCCCCCGUCCUCCACGCUGGACCAGCAGCAGGGCUCCUGCGUGGGACCCACCACCCCCGACAGCCGCCCCUGGCUUAGAGCUGCCUCCUGUCCCCACCACCGCUGCCCAGCCCUGGCCAUGGUGCUGGGCCUCCUGGCCAUGACCCUCGGAGGCCCCGUCCUCUGCGGCAUGUCCAUGGACCUCCCACUAUACGCCUGGCUCUUCCGUGCCAGGGCCACCCCCGCCAAACCCCAGGUCCGGCUGCCAGCUGGAACCCGAAGUUGUCAGCUCAGAAAGCGACCUUGCCCCCGCCUGGGUCCCUGACAGGCACUGCUGCCAUGCUGCCUCCCCAGGCUGGCCCCAGAGGAGGGAGCACCAGCCCCCGACACCUGGCCUGCCAGGGGUGGGCCCCAUGGAAUCCCGCAGCCUGGCGGGAGAGAGAGAGAGAAGUCUCCUCUGCAUUUUGGGUUUGGGUGGGAGUGGGCUGUGGGGAGAGGCUGGAGCACCCCAAAAGCCAGGGGAAAGUGGAGGGAGAGAAACAUGACACUGUCCGUCUCGGGCACCGCGUCCAACCUCAGAGUUUGCAAAUAAAGGUUGCAUAGAAGGUG
Messenger RNA from Pongo pygmaeus (Bornean orangutan), 2825 nucleotides. RefSeq names its product proprotein convertase subtilisin/kexin type 4 (gene PCSK4). Gene Ontology annotation, cellular component: Golgi membrane; trans-Golgi network. NCBI's taxonomy places the organism in Eukaryota, Metazoa, Chordata, Mammalia, Primates, Hominidae. The record is from RefSeq and is a predicted model, not a curated record. Gene Ontology annotation, molecular function: serine-type endopeptidase activity. The transcript has 13 exons. Bases 208 to 2541 code for a protein of 777 amino acids. Gene Ontology annotation, biological process: peptide hormone processing.